GACUUCCACAAAUCACAGCUACUCCUUAUUUCAAAACAUGUCCACAGAAACUGAAAGCUUCUCAAACUCGAACUGGGCUCUCUUGGAAUCCAUCCGCCAACAUCUUCUAGACGACGAUUUUGAAUUUGAUACCCAGUCGGCAUUUUUUGCAAACUCUCCUGCUCAAAGUACUUCAAGCUCUAGCAGAAUUGAAAUAUCGAGCAACGACUUGGAGAUCGUGGAGGAGCCGAACCAAGUGUUCACGUGUAAACUGGAGGUGGAGGUGGCGGUGGCGGAGCGUGAACACAACACGCCGUCGAGGGAGAGGCAUAAUUUUAGGGGCGUGAGGAGGCGGCCAUGGGGAAAGUACUCGGCGGAGAUAAGGGACCCGAAAAAGAACGGGACCAGAGUGUGGCUCGGUACCUAUGAGAGGGCGGAGGACGCAGGCUUGGCUUACGACCGAGCUGCUUUCAAAAUGCGUGGCUCCAAAGCUAAGCUUAACUUUCCUCACUUGAUUGGCACGCAUGAUAUGGAAGUGGGCCGUGUCCUUCCCAAGCGUGCGUCGCCGGAGCUGUCAUCUCCGUCGUCAGAAGAUGGCUCGCCGAAGCCUAAGAGGAGGAGGAGUGGAGUGGACUCGACAGCCGCGAAAGCCAAGUUGGGUGAAGCUGCUUAAGAGUUUCAUGUGUUCCAAGUGGACUCGUUCACAUUUGGCGACGAAGAUAUGGUGCUGUUGUCGCCAUCUGAAUGCUCGGACAUUCUUUCCUUUUUAUAGAGAUCGAUUUUUCCGGCAAACGAAGAUGUAAAUAUUGCGUUAUGAGUAUUAGCUUGUUCAGGUCUAUUUCAUUUUCCAGUAAAACUUUUCCAGAUCUAGUAGCUUGAUGAACACGCGCGCGCGCGCACACACGUGGGGGACAAAGUGAUUGGAAAAUCUAUGAUCUAGAUAAGAGCAGAUAGUUGAUCUAGCAGGGAAAUUAAUAUAUAAUACUA
This is a messenger RNA of Rosa chinensis, 966 nucleotides long. RefSeq names its product ethylene-responsive transcription factor 13. Bases 38 to 652 code for a protein of 204 amino acids. Lineage: Eukaryota; Viridiplantae; Streptophyta; Magnoliopsida; Rosales; Rosaceae. Gene Ontology annotation, biological process: ethylene-activated signaling pathway; regulation of DNA-templated transcription. Gene Ontology annotation, molecular function: DNA binding; DNA-binding transcription factor activity. The transcript has a single exon. The record is from RefSeq and is a predicted model, not a curated record.